Molecule: messenger RNA, 2616 nt
Organism: Geosmithia morbida
Lineage: Eukaryota; Fungi; Ascomycota; Sordariomycetes; Hypocreales; Bionectriaceae
Product: chromosome transmission fidelity protein 1
Exons: 4
Coding region: 1-2616 (871 amino acids)
Biological process (GO): nucleobase-containing compound metabolic process; establishment of sister chromatid cohesion
Cellular component (GO): nucleus
Molecular function (GO): DNA helicase activity; ATP binding; DNA binding
Source: RefSeq, a predicted model, not a curated record
AUGAGUACCGACGUAGAAGUCGGUGGCGUCGCCGCAAGCCUGGGCAAUCUCGACUUUCACCACCCACUCACGCCAUACGAUGUCCAGGAGCAGUUUAUGAAGGCAGUCUACGAUGUGCUGGAGGCUGGCAAUGGACAAGUCGGUAUCCUCGAGAGUCCGACGGGCACAGGCAAGUCUCUGUCUCUCAUCUGCGCGACUCUGACCUGGUUGCGCAAUCACAAGUCCUCGGCUCACGAGGCUACCCUGCAGCAAGCCAGUGAGGCGUAUAAAGAUGAACCGUCAUGGAUGAUUGAUCAGCUUCUGCGACAAAAACGGAAUGAACUCUUACGUCAGUGGGAGGACCGCGAGAAGCGUCUUGAAGCUGCACGUCUAAAGGAGAGGGCCCUGGAAGAACGUGUUCGCAAACGUCGUCGUAUUGAAGAUGGUUUAACUAGCACAUUAUCACACCGCUCUACCGAAGACGAAGACGCCGAAUGGCUACUGGACAGUACUAGUAAUGACAAGAACGAUUUACAAGACCCACUGUCUGGACUCAGUCGAGAGUCAAAGGAGAUAUUGACCAAGAUUGGCCUUGGUAAAUACAAAGGUCCCAGAGCUGCUGAGGAGGAAGUGAAGUUGGAAGAAGGUAUCAAGAUAUACUACACUUCGCGUACGCAUUCACAGCUGUCACAAUUCAUCACCGAACUUCGACGUCCAGCAUUUCCUUCAUCGUUGCCAAAGUCACUGGCACAAGAUGGUGCCCCUCCACAGAACGAGACCGUCAAGCUCCUCCCGCUAUCAUCACGCCAAAGGCUCUGCAUCAACCCAUCCGUAUCAAGACUGGGCUCCGUUCAGGCCAUUAACGACCGAUGCUCCGAGUUACAGCAGCCCAAGUUCGGCAAGAAGUGUCCCUAUGUGCCUAAAGAGGAACUCCUCUCGCAGACCAACGACUUUCGUGACUCCGCAUUGGCGUCGAUACCAGACAUUGAAGACCUCCACCAGCUGGGCAAGUCCCUCGCCGUGUGUCCCUACUACGCAUCCCGCACAGCCCUCCCGGGCGCCGAGAUUGUCACGCUGCCCUACCCGCUCCUCCUGCAGCAAAGUGCACGCGAGGCUUUGGGCAUCAAGCUCGAGGGCAAUGUUGUCGUUAUUGACGAGGCGCACAACAUCAUGGACGCUAUAGCCAAUGUCCAUACUGCAGAAAUUCAGCUGAGCGACAUGAAGAGGGCGAGGUGUAUGCUAAGCGUCUAUGUCAAGCGGUUUGGCAAGAAGCUCAAGGGCGAGAACCGUGUCAACGUGGGCAGGGUGGGAAGAGUUAUUGAGGGGCUGACAGAAUGGAUGGAGGGGGCUAUCAAGCUCAAGGAACACGGCAUCGUCGACCCAAAUGACUUGACCCGCCACAAGGGCAUCGACCAGAUCAACAUGUACGAGCUGAUCAAGUACAUACAAGAGUCCAAGCUGGCCUUCAAAAUUGAGAGCUACGUGGCGCACGUAGAGAGCGAAAAGGACCCGAAGGCAACAUCUCGACACAGCAGCAGCCCAGUUCUACACUCGCUCGUGUCGUUUCUCGUGGCCUUGACCAACCUCAGUUCCGAGGGACGCAUCUUCUACGAAAAGACGGCAGGAGAAAACACGUCGCCGAACCUGCGAUUGUCAUACCUCUUACUGUCGCCCACUCACGCCUUCUCAUCGAUUGCAUCAAGCGCACGAGCCGUCAUUCUGGCUGGCGGCACCAUGUCCCCAUUCGACGAUUACAAGGACCACCUCUUCCCUACCAUGGACCAGACCAGGAUCACGACGCUGAGCUGCGGACAUGUCAUACCCAAGGAGAACCUGUGCGUCUGGACGCUGGCGUCAAUGACACCCGGAGCAGCGCCGUUCGAAUUCAGUUUCCAGCGACGCGGGGACCGCGAUAUGAUUACCAAGCUGGGCCUUGCCCUGGUGAAUGGCUGCUCGGUCAUCCCGGAUGGCGUCGUCGUCUUCUUCCCCAGCUACGCCUACCUCGACGAAGUGGUCAAGGUGUGGCAGCAGGGCGAAGGGCAAACAGUCUGGUCAAGACUGGAGGCACGUAAAUCCGUGUUCCGCGAGAGCAAGGGCUCCUCGAACGACGAGGUGCUGGAUUCCUACUCGCGCGCCAUACUUGACCAAUCGGGCAGCAAGGGCGCACUGCUGCUGAGCGUGGUAGGCGGCAAAAUGUCAGAGGGCAUCAACUUUUCCGACCGGCUGGGCCGGUGCGUCAUGGUUGUCGGACUUCCCUAUCCAAACAUCGCCUCGCCAGACUGGAAGGCCAAGAUUGAAUAUAUCGAGUCGACAAUGUAUACGCGACUCCUGGGCAACGGCGAAGGUGAAGAUGGGAAGAAGAUGAGUGAGACGGAGGCCCGAACAAGGGCUAAACAAGCCAGUCGUGAUUUCUACGAAAACGCAUGCAUGCGUGCCGUCAAUCAGAGCGUCGGCAGGGCGAUCCGACACAGAAACGACUAUGCUGCCAUUGUGCUCGUGGAUAGACGGUUCGGCACGGACAGGAUACGCAGCAAAUUGCCGGGUUGGAUCAGGGCAGGGAUGCAGACAGGAAGUGAGCAUAAAGGUCUUGGUGGGUUGAUGGGGACGUUGGGUGGCUUCUUUCGGGAGAAGAGGUGA